Molecule: messenger RNA, 1558 nt
Organism: Asterias rubens (European starfish)
Lineage: Eukaryota; Metazoa; Echinodermata; Asteroidea; Forcipulatida; Asteriidae
Product: transmembrane protein 229B-like
Exons: 2
Coding region: 169-669 (166 amino acids)
Source: RefSeq, a predicted model, not a curated record
GAAAUUGUGCAGAUCUUGAAAUAGGACGUGACACAAAUUCACCGGCCGGUCAGCUGCUUUUAUUGCUGCUAGCUUUGAUUUUAACAACUCUACGAAUAGCUGAAGGGGCAAAGCUCUACAAGAUUGCAUUGAUUUGAAUUCAACAAUAGCCAGGUGCAUCUUGCCGAAAUGUUGGACCACGGUCCUAUAUCUGCCUGGGUUCGAUUCUACAUCUACGCUAUCCAUGGCUACUUUGCCGAGGUCAUGUUCACAGCUGGCUGGGAGUUUGUCGUCAACAUGAACUGGAAGUUUCCUGGAGUGACUAGCGUAUGGUCGCUGCUCAUCUAUGGGGUGUCAAAUAUGGUAAUAGAGCACCUAUACCUUCGCCUUAAAGACACAGUGGGGCUUAAAGGUCGGGUGUGUCUAUACGUCAUCUGGAUCUACCUUUGGGAGUUCUCCACUGGUCUGAUCCUACGACAGUUUGACGCCUGUCCAUGGGACUAUUCUCCAUUUGAUUUUGAUUUCUUCGGAUUGAUUACUUUGGAGUAUGCCCCAGCUUGGUUUAUCGGAGCACUUCUAACGGAGCAAGUUCUGAUAAAGAACACCCUACGUUUGAAUUUUCACGGUGGAGAGAAAGUUGUGCAAUCUACAACAGACAUCAGAAAUGGUUCAUCAAAGAAGAAAUUUUAGAAGACAGCGACAUUCCGAGACCAAAAGAAGAACAUUUAAACCACAUUGUUUCAUUCGUGGCAACUUCUACAAAAAUUUAUGUCAGCCGACAAUUCUUUCAGCAAACUUGGCCCGUACAUGUGUUUCGUUUAGAAACUAUAAGGCUCACAGAAAUCCAAAGUAUUAUAGUUUCUAGAAGUACUGUAUGUUCAUAUACUAAAAGAAAAUAUUCUAUUUAUUCUUCAGAGACCAUUCAUUCACGCAUAAUCAUCAAGCACACAAAUAUACCUACAGGUCGAUUUGUUGACCAAACUUGUCCAGUAAAAUGUCUGAAAAAUGUUUUCUUUUAAAACAGAACUUUGGUUUUGUUUUUAAAUGCAUGUAUAGUUAGAUGGGAAUUAUCAUGUCCAAAACGUGACCUUUAUAAAAUUGCACUUUGACCUAUUUGAAUUCCAAUGUAGGUCAAACCUUGUAGUCGUUUGUAGUGAGCCAAUAUGGGGAUGUUAGUAAUUGCUGCUUGCCACUGCUAUGGUCUCUAAAGGGAUAAACUAUCGGCAUGUAAGCAGACAUUUGGUAUCAACACCUUUUAGCAUAGAAUGGUGAUUUUUAAGUGCAGAAUACUCAUUGAAGUUAGGCCCUAAGAUUUUGAUGUUACAUGUUCUUUGCAUUCACUUUUUAUAUCAUUCAAGAUCUUGAUUCUUUGCACUUUUCCAAUAGUACAUAAUAGUACAUAAUUAUUGGUACAGACUUUUACAAUACAAGAUAAAUGUAAAUGUAUGUAGUUUUUAAACUUUUUGAAAUUAAUAUAGUUUCAUAGUUUCAAUGUUGAAGUUACAUUUGAAGGCACUAAUGGUAAUUACUCAAAAUAAUUAUUAGCAUAAAACCUUACUUGGUGACGAGUAAUGGGGAG